Molecule: messenger RNA, 2478 nt
Organism: Cervus elaphus (red deer)
Lineage: Eukaryota; Metazoa; Chordata; Mammalia; Artiodactyla; Cervidae
Product: COBW domain-containing protein 2
Exons: 15
Coding region: 105-1301 (398 amino acids)
Cellular component (GO): cytoplasm
Source: RefSeq, a predicted model, not a curated record
GACGUCAAGCGCGCGCCUCGCGUUCUGCGUGCGCAGCUACGGGCUGUGGGGGUCUUGAUCCCGGGUCCUGAGGGUAGGGAGAGGUGAGCUGUGCUGUUUGCAAGAUGUUUCGUGCUGUUGACUCUGCGGAUGAGGAAGAGGAACAGGCGGAAGAGGAUUGUCCUGAAUUGGUCCCCAUUGAGACGAAGCAGAGAGAGGUGGAAGAGGAGGAGGAAAAGUCUGGCCCCGGCGCUAAGAUCCCAGUCACAAUUAUCACCGGGUAUUUAGGUGCUGGGAAGACAACACUUCUUAACUAUAUUUUGACAGAGCAACAUAGUAAAAGAAUAGCAGUGAUUUUAAAUGAAUUUGGGGAAGGAAGUGCAGUGGAGAAAUCCUUAGCUGUCAGCCAAGGUGGAGAACUCUACGAAGAAUGGCUGGAACUUAGAAACGGUUGCCUCUGCUGUUCCGUAAAGGACAAUGGCCUUAGAGCUAUUGAGAAUUUGAUGAAGAAGAAAGGGAAAUUUGAUUACAUACUGUUAGAGACCACCGGAUUAGCAGAUCCUGGUGCUGUAGCUUCUAUGUUUUGGGUUGAUGCUGAAUUAGGGGUUGAUAUUUAUCUUGAUGGUAUCAUAACUGUUGUGGAUUCAAAAUAUGGAUUAAAACAUUUAGCAGAAGAAAAACCUGAUGGACUUAUCAAUGAAGCUUCUAGGCAAGUUGCUUUGGCAGAUAUCAUCAUCAUCAAUAAAACAGACUUGGUUUCAGAAGAGGAUUUAAACAAAUUAAGAACAACUAUUAGAUCAAUAAAUGGACUGGGAAAAAUUUUAGAAACACAGAGAUCAAGAGUUGAUCUUGCAAAAGUAUUAGAUCUUCAUGCCUUUGACAGUCUCUCUGGAAUAAGUUUGCAGAAAAAACUUCAACAUGUGCCAACAACACAACCUCAUCUUGAUCAGAGUAUUAUUACAGUCACAUUUGAAGUACCAGGAAAUGCAGAGGAAGACAGUCUAAAUGUUUAUAUUCAGAAUCUUCUGUGGGAAAAGAAUGUGAGGAACAGGGAUGACGACUGCAUGGAGGUCAUACGACUGAAGGGGCUAGUGUCAAUCAAAGACAAACCACGACAAGUGAUUGUCCAAGGUGUCCAUGAGCUAUAUGAUCUGGAGGAGACCCCAGUGAACUGGGAAGAUGACAGUGAGAGAACAAAUCGAUUAGUCCUUAUUGGCAGGAAUUUAGAUAAGGAUAUUCUUAAACAACUAUUUAUAGCUACUGUGACUGAAACAGAAAAGCGAUGGGCAACACAUUUCCAAGAAGAUCAAGUUUGUCCAUAACACUAGAAGCAUCGCCAAAAGGACUGGAUGAUAAAAGUGAGAAUAAGUUUCCUGUUGGAUGUAUUUCAAGCAUCUAUUUUUUGCAUUACUUUUCUUAUGAAUUACAGUGUAUCCUUUAAAAUAGUAUUUAUUUUAUAGAAUACAUAAAUAUAGUAAAUCAGUAAUAUAAAACCUUUGACAUUCAUUCAAUAAAACGUAAUUUCCUAUGACUUUUUUUUUGUAGACAGAUGAUUCGCAAACUUAUCUUUGGAGUUUACAUAUGCUGAAAUUCUCACCCAUGGAAAUUUUAGUAGUAAUAGUGGUAUCAUGUUGAUAUAUGCCAGAAACCAAUACAAUACUGUAAAGCAAUUAUCCUCCAAUUAAAAAUAAUUUUUAAAAAUGGUAAAACUUAUUCUUAUUUCAGCAUUAUCAUUUUCCCUUAGAACUUCAGCUGAUUGCUUGGAUGUAAUUUUAUUGUUAAUAGCAAAAAUUUUUAAAAACAAAUAAUGUCACUAUUUUUAUUAAGGGAAAUAAGAGCUUUAUUGUGGUAGAGACUUGUAAGAAAUUACUUGUAAUUUCUGAGUCAAAGAAAUUAUUUGAGACUCUCUCUUAGAAUCAGAUUCUAAGCCUUACUGUAGUCAGUGUAAUGGAACUUCAGCCAUUCACUUCACAAUAUAUUUCAAAGAUUUCAAUUAUAGAACUUUUAAUUUUAGAGUAGAUUUUACUGCUGGUAUUAAAUCCAUCUUGGGUUUUUUGAACUUCUUUAUUUUUCAAUGUAAACUAAAAAGUGACAGGGUACUUUAAAUAUAAUUACAGAUAACUUUUGAUAAUUUAUCUUUAUAUAAAUAGUAGAUGUAUAAGUAAGUAUAUAUUGGAUUACUUUUCUCCUAUUCCUUAUGAAGGCCAGGUCAGCAUAACUAUAUUCAGAUAGUAAGAGAAAGGCAUAAGGUGGAAUUUAAAGAAGAGUUAAUGGUUGUUAAAUAUCAGAAGACUGUCAAAAUGACUGAGCAUGUGCGUGCCCUGUUUUAGAACUUCUUGAUAAUCUUAGUGUCACAAAGAUAUUUCCUAUAUUUUCUUUCAGGAACUUAAUAAUUUUUAGCUCUUCAUGUUUAGUAUCACAAUCCACCUCAAGUUAAUUGUUCUAUUGUUAUAUCUUGAAAACUCUUUCCCCUUUGAAUAAGCUUUUUGCACCUAAAAA